AUGCCGGCGAAAAAGUCCGCGCUGGACGCUGUCCUGGGCGAUAUCAGCGAUUCGGACGACAGCAGCAGCGGGGCGAGCGCGGGAGGGUCAGCGCGCAAGGAUGAGAGCGGGGCACGUAGCCCAGCAGAGGACGAGGCUCCGGCGCCGAAGCGCAAGAAGCUCACGGACGUCAAGGCCGAGGACCUGAUGAAGCACGGCUACAAGACGGGACCGUCCGUCCUGUUCAUGAAGGACAAACAAGACAUCGACUACAACUUCGCGUGGGGCGACGGGCGGGACGAGCGGGCGCAGGGGGAGCCCGAGGAGGACUUUUUCGACAGGGAGCGCACGCGCGUCGCCGCGAACGAGGCGGCCGCGCAGAGCGCCGACCUGGCCCUCAGAACCAUCGCGCACGCGGCCAAGCUGCGCGAGCAGGCGCGCGAGGAGAAGCAGGCGCGCCGCGGCGGCAAGGAGGCGUCGGUCAACCAGAAGGAGAAGCGCAAGCGCAACCUCGGGCAGCAGGGCUCCGGGAAGAACUACGUCGAGGAGGAGAAACGCGUCGCGCGGGAGUUCGGAAUGUACAGCGGCUUCGACUAG
This is a messenger RNA of Pedinophyceae sp. YPF-701, 576 nucleotides long. The record is from the annotation of a GenBank genome assembly. NCBI's taxonomy places the organism in Eukaryota, Viridiplantae, Chlorophyta, Pedinophyceae.